AUGGAUCAAGUCGAUUUCAACGCUCCUCAUUCCAUGGGAACGACCAUCAUCGGCGUUACCUACAACGGCGGAGUCGUUCUUGGAGCCGAUUCUCGAACCAGCACUGGAGUUUAUGUUGCCAAUCGUGCAUCUGAUAAAAUCACACAGCUCACUGACAAUGUCUACGUCUGUCGUUCUGGAUCGGCUGCAGAUUCUCAGGUUGUCUCUGACUAUGUGCGCUACUUCCUCCAUCAGCACACGAUUCAGCUCGGCCAACCUGCCACAGUCAAGGUUGCUGCCAACCUUGUUCGGCUUCUUGCAUAUAACAACAAGAAUAAUUUGCAAACCGGGUUAAUUGUCGGUGGCUGGGACAAGUACGAAGGUGGUCAAAUUUAUGGAGUCCCUCUAGGUGGAACAAUUGUGCAACAACCGUUUUCUAUUGGAGGAUCUGGGUCCAGUUACUUGUAUGGAUUUUUCGAUCAAGCUUGGAAAGAGGGAAUGACCAAGGACGAGGCUGAGGAACUAGUGAAAAAGGCAGUUUCACUUGCCAUCGCUCGUGACGGUGCUAGUGGUGGAGUUGUCAGAACUGUCAUUAUUAACUCAGAGGGAGUGACUAGGAAUUUCUACCCAGGCGAUCAACUUCCAAUAUGGCAUGACGAACUUGAGGCUCAUGACUCACUGCUAGACAUAAUUGGUGCCCCAGAGCCAAUGACCACAUGA
Messenger RNA from Lathyrus sativus (Indian pea), 699 nucleotides. NCBI's taxonomy places the organism in Eukaryota, Viridiplantae, Streptophyta, Magnoliopsida, Fabales, Fabaceae. The record is from the annotation of a GenBank genome assembly.